AUGUCUAUCCAUCUGUCUCGCUUUCUUCCAAGAAUUCCUGAAGUAAAAGGAGGUAAUGGCUUUGAUGGGAAAGGAAUGAGAAGACAGAAUGGAGGAGAAGGAGGAGGAGGAAAAUUAAAUGAAGAAAGGGCAGAGGAAGACAACUCUGGCCCACGCACCGUGCGUCCAAGCAGGACAUCACGUGGUAGAGGAGGAGGAAGAAACACAAGCAGGAGAAAGAGCAGGGAAGGAAGAGAGAGAGAGAGAGGGAGGGAAAGAGUGGAAGGUAGAGAUGAAGAGUUGAAGAAGACCAAGGAAGAGAUUUUAACACGAUUGUCAGUGUUAUUGGGCAGCCAGUAUGAACGAAUCGUUCAGUUUGCAGAGUCCAUACCAGGCUUUGGGGAUUUUAGUAAAGAGGACCAGAGGAUUCUAUUGCAAAUUGGUGGUCUAGAGGUUAUUCUAUUACAAUUGUCACAGAUCUAUGACCACAAGUCAAAGUUACUUAGGGUGUGGGAGGGGCUGUGGCUAUCACCUGAGCAAGCCAGAAAACUUACAAGUGACUUCAAUCUGGCUGUGUUCUUUGAGCUUUUGUUCAGCCUGGCGGAGAGCCUUCACGGGAUGCACCUGAGAGAGGAAGACAUCGCUGUCUUCUCUGCGCUCCUCCUCCUCGCCUCAGAUUUACAAGGACUAAAACAGAAGAUGCAGGUGGAAGCCCUACAAGACAAAGUACUGAGUGGCUUUGCCUACAUGCUCUCUCAGAACCAUCGCUGUAAGCCCAAUCUCCUACCCCAGGUACUCAUGUGUAUGCCUACACUACGGACCAUCAGCACCAGUUACCUGGAGCUUACAGCAGUACCACGCCACACCAUGGUGGCACCACCACCACCGGACUCCACAGCCAUGGCCAUGAGGCUGUUCUGAAGUUGAGCCAAAGGUGGCAUAACUAGAUAAGUAGAUAGUAUGUGUGUUGAAUCGGAUGAGCCUUCAGACUGCAAAGACAUUGUGCAAAUCCUCUCUGGGGGUUCAUCUUUGGAGACUUUUUUGUGGGAUUGCAGCUCUGGAAGGGCACCUGUGGAAGACAAUAUCAAGUUUGUUCACAGAAGACGGUGUUGGGGGUGCUCCUUGAAGCAGUGGUGACCAAGAUAUUCUGCAUGUUGGUGUAUUGAGGUGAAUCAUCAAAGGCAAAAGGACAUUCAGCAGAGCUGGCCGUAUUUCUGGGUGAAUCUUCAAGCCAGAGGAAGAAGGAUGUAUUCCAGAGUUGGGCAUAUUUCUAGGAGUUUGUGAUGAAUCCCAAGACUGAUUUUGGGAGUUCCGCAGGGAAGCAUUUGUUGCCCAGACUCAAAGAAACAUCUUUUUCUGUAAAGGAACCUUAGCUUUCCUGAAAGGCACCUUGGUGAAGCUAGCAACCAUGGGGAACGUAGAACAUUGAAAUUUUCUUUCAUCAUCAAGCUAAUGAGGAAAUUGCAGCACCUUAAGAUCUGGGUGGAUAUCAGCUGGUCUGCAUCCAAUUAACAAACCCUGGGAAUAUUUAUGACAUGACUGUUUGGGGUCGAAAAAAGACUUUCCUAGGAGUUAUCUUGAUUUUUCAGAUUUCAGGACAAUCACCGCUGCAAUUGGUAACAAGAGUUGUAUUCAAGAAAUGCAGUAAUAGUUGGAUAUUUCAUAGAGCAAACUUUUGCAGAAUGUUCUCAUAACCAGAUCUAAAGAGCGGGAUAAAAAAGGGCAAAUCUCCUGCAGAUGAUAUAUAUCAUCUCUUUACAGUGACAGUUGAAGGUUUUGAGUCUGCAAAGUAGUACUGAUUCAAACAAAUCCCAGGUCAUGCUGUCGUCAGCACUGGGCUUCUUUUCUUCACAAUGGACAAGGCGAUUUUUCAGGUUGAAUGUCUGAUUUUUUUAUGCAUAGAUGUGUGAUUUUGAGCCCGAGAGGGCUUUGUAAGCAAUAGAAAACAGAGGGAAUUCAGGCCAUUCUGAACGUGUGUUGAUGUAACCAUGUGCCGUUAUGGCACCGAUAUGUCAGUGAAAAUGUUAGAAGAAGAAAGUAUCUCUUGUAAUAUUGUUUUAUUUGAAGCCAAGUGCAAGCACUGUUUUUGUUAGCACAGCACACAAUGCAAAGAAAGGGUUCCAACAGGGUAUGUAGGUCUUUUUAAGGUAGGGAUAGCAAAAAAAUCUGUUCUAUAAGCCAUAAAUGAACUGUAAAAAAUAUGAAAACUCUUGCUUAUCAUGAAUCCAUUCCAUUCUGACACAGGUAAAAAUAUAAUGAUUUGCUGUUGAAAAUAAAGUUAAACUUUCAACAUUUUUUUUCAUUGAAACUCUUAAGCCCUUGAGAUAACACUGUCCUUGUUUUUUUAAUAUGCACCUAAAAUUCUGUGGUUAUCUUGUAAAUGGAGGUAUCAAAUAAAUGAAAGUUUGAAUGUUCAUUAUCACUUUUGGCAGCCUGAACAUCUCUAAAGAUUUUAUCACAAAGCAUUUUCUUGGAACGUAUAAUUGUCUUUGAUAGAUGACUAAUAUAUAAUGAGUAUCCAUUUGAGAUAGGUAGGCGUGGCAUAAAUCAAUGGCAAGUGUUAUUUUCAACUUUUCAAUCAAUAUAUCAAGGUUAACAACAGGAAAUCUAUUAAACUUUACAUCGCAUGAAGCAGAAAAAUUUGUAAUUGAUUACUGAUAAACAAUUACUCUGAGGACCGUUGGGCUUGGAAUUGUUGGGGUUUUUUGCAGCUCCCUUUUUUCCCCCCUAAUCUGUGUAUAAAUGGCUCUGGGCCCCUGAUCGUUCCAUGCAUAAAGAGAUAUAGAAAUGAUAUGAUAAGAGAAGCACAAUUUACAAAGGUACCAAAAAUAAUGUUAUUAUGUAUUGUUUUAUAUCAUUUACUGUACUGUGAAAAGUUUUAUCAGUGGCCAAGUUAUAUAAUAUUUAAGACAGCAGUGUAAAUAGUGAAUAACAUAUAAAAAAAAUGACAUCUACGAUUUGAAAUUCUGAAGGGAGUGAUAUUUGACUGUGUAUUGAUGAAAACAGACGGCCUUUUUUUCGCAGAAUGCGCCUGUGACGAAAGCUCUCAAAAUCUGGUCUCAUUGUGAAGAUUUUUAUUCCAUUUUCCUUGUUGGAAGUUGGAAUAGAUUGUAGUAUCAAAGAUUGUUUUCUUUUUUUUAUGUUUUGUUGACAUAUUUUUUUCAGCCUCCUCUGAGGUUGAGCCCAUGCUUUAUACCUUGCUUCCUAUUUGGCUGCAAAACAAGCUCUUACACUUUUGGAAUCAAUACUUAACAUAGGAAUGUAUUGUUUAAUGAUUUUAUAUCAUAAACACCCACAUGACAUCAUGAGAAUGAAAAAGGAAAAUGAUAACCAUAUUUUGUUUGAAAAUAGAGAUCAGAAAUAGAAAUUCUCAAAAAAUUCAUUUUGCCCAGGUGAUUGUUAGCCUGGUAGCCACUGCACAACGCCAGAUCGACGUAGCUCUGUAGUACCAACUCCCAUCUUUGAUGUCUUUUUGUCUGACGAUCUCCCGGUUGUGAGGCGGACGCUCUACCAAAUGAGCCAACUUACCGGUUAGCAAAUGCAAAGGCGUACUCUUUCUUUUUGCUAUUCUUUAUUUGUCUUGAAAUGUACAAACUGAAAUAUAAAGCUGAAAGAUUAAAAAAAAUUUCAUGACAUUUUGGAAAUGAAUGUUUCAAAUAGAUUUAUCGCUAAAUCCUUCAGAAGUAUUAAUUAAGUUAAUUUGAGCUAUUAUUUAAAAUGAUAUGUGUCUUUUAUAAAAGAUUCAGUCAUUUGCAUUUAAUUGGUAUUCAAAGAGAGGUGACUGAAGUAAUAAAAAAGAAGCAAAACUAGAAAAUAAUGCUUAUCUUUAUUUCAAUUUAUUAUAUUUAUUAAUUGGUUUUCCUAUAUCUAUCAAAAUAAUAACCAUCUUUUUGACAGACCAGUUGAGGCUUAAAUACUAAAGGAUGCUCUUCAAAAGCAGAAAAUAUACCACUUUCAUCGUCGGCUAACCUAAUUAUUCCUCAUACAACAUGUAUGAGAUGAUUACUUUACAUGUACUGAAUUUUUAGUCUUUGGAAGCAGCACUAGAAGAGUAUGCACGAGUAAUCAAUUAAAUUUCUUACUUGCACUUUAUGGAUGUAGGCAAACGUGAGUGAUAUGUUGUCAAAAAUGUAAUUUAGGAGGAUUUUUCAGAUCGCUACCUGCCUGUAAUGGUUGAAAACUAGACUCAGGAUAAAAUUUCUUUUUGUAACUUGUUGACUAUCUAGAUGAUCAAUGUUUUUGUUGAUUCUUUUGAUGUCUACACAGUACGCAAUGAGCCUGUCAUUAUUUUAUUACUGGACUUUUUCUUAUGGUUACAUACUGUCAAGAGGGUUUGUUUGAUCUUCAAUGGUAUCUGAGAGGAAAGAAACGCAGUGUCUAUUUUUUUAUACAUCGAGUCUACCUACCUUAAGCCGAAUCUGUUUUUUCAUGUAUCUUCAUACAAAAAAAACAACUCACGUCUUCAUUCAUUCUUCAAACUUUUUUUUCUACAACAGAGGCUGCAAUCUUGAAUGCUGCAUUGUAAAAAGUGACUGAGGAUUUGUUAUUUUGAAUAAUAUGUGUGAGAGAGUAAAAUAUUGUAAUUGUUUAGAUAUGAGAUGAAAGACAUAGUUUCACUUGCUCUAUCUCUCUUUUUUCCUUAUUUUUUUAAUAGUUAUUUUCCUUUCUCUAUGAAUUUUCUGUACCAGCGCAAAACUAAACGAGGCUGAUUUUUUUUUUACUUGUCAUUAUCACUGUUCAAAAACCCACUUUCACCCGACAAAGGAAAUUUCAUAGUUUCCAGUUCGUUAAAUAAUAAAUUUCAUAGUUCAAUAAUAAAUUUCAUAGUUUCCAUUUUGUUAAAUAUCAGGGUAUUUCCACAUAUCUGUGUAUGAUAUUUUUUUAUCACUGUUUUAGUAGCACCAUUAAUAAAUUCUAAGGAUGAUAUGAUAGUAUAUUAUAUGAUAAUAAUUGACAAUGUUGACUAAAAUUUGAGACCAACAAAAUUGCACAAAUUUCUCUUGUGAAAUUGUCCUUCAUACCCCCUCUUCUGAUUACACAAAAGUAGGGACCAACAUACAGUGGUAUCAUUUAAAGCACUAACUUUUCAAAAUGCUUUAAAGCUGUUGUUGAUAUCCAUGGUACAAUGAUUAUGAAAUUCCCAAGAAGUUCAGGAGUAUUAUAUAAAUUCAUGUUUUAAUAGUGAUGUUGUUAAUCGCUGCAAGGACGCCUUUAAACACCACUCUUUUGCAAAUCACAUGGACAUAAAACUGCCUUAGCAGUGCGCAUAAGUGCAUUGCGUAAGGACGUUUCUGCACCAAUGU
This is a messenger RNA of Lytechinus variegatus (green sea urchin), 5282 nucleotides long. Its product is annotated as nuclear receptor ROR-alpha-like. The transcript is spliced from 6 exons. Gene Ontology annotation, biological process: hormone-mediated signaling pathway; positive regulation of transcription by RNA polymerase II; negative regulation of transcription by RNA polymerase II. The coding region runs from base 1 to 900 and encodes 299 amino acids. Gene Ontology annotation, molecular function: RNA polymerase II cis-regulatory region sequence-specific DNA binding; nuclear receptor activity. Lineage: Eukaryota; Metazoa; Echinodermata; Echinoidea; Temnopleuroida; Toxopneustidae. The record is from RefSeq and is a predicted model, not a curated record.